AGCUGUGCAGCUCAAACGAUGUCAAAUCUAAUUUACGAAGUCAGAGGGCAAACGUCCUGGUCACAGAGGAGUGUUUGCCUCAAACAUCUUAUCCCUCGUCAUUUAUCAGAAGAUAUAAUGACGAAUAUUGUUUACAAGGCUGAAGCACACGAGACUCUAAGAUUCAAAUCCUGUGGAUGCAAUGUAGCACGACUCCUCAGCAUGACCUAAAUGAACUCCCCCCCAACCUGUGCAUAUUCAGGGAUGGAUCCUAUGAACCUCACAACUGUCAUUGACAACGGGUUCUUGGACGAAGCUCCAUCGAGCCGCGUCCUAACUGGCUGCUUCCUCACGCUGCUUAUCCUCACCACCCUGCUGGGAAACACGCUCGUUUGUGCCGCUGUAACCAAGUUUCGACACUUGCGCUCCAAAGUUACCAACUUUUUUGUGAUCUCGCUGGCUGUGUCGGACCUCUUGGUCGCCAUACUGGUGAUGCCGUGGAAAGCGGUGACAGAGAUAGCCGGGUUCUGGCCGUUUGGCUCCUUCUGUGACACCUGGGUGGCUUUUGACAUCAUGUGCUCCACGGCAUCUAUUUUGAACCUUUGUGUGAUAAGCUUGGACCGCUACUGGGCCAUCUCCAGCCCUUUUCGCUAUGAGAGGAAGAUGACGCCCAGAGUUGCCUAUGUGAUGAUCAGCGUGGCCUGGACGCUUUCUGUGCUAAUUUCUUUCAUCCCAGUGCAGCUCAACUGGCACAAGGCCCAUAGUUUCAACGCUACAUUGUACCGCAGCCCAGAGAACUGUGACUCGAGCCUGAACAGGACCUAUGCCAUCUCCACCUCGCUCAUCAGCUUUUACAUCCCAGUGGUAAUCAUGGUGGCCACCUACACUCAAAUAUACCGCAUUGCCCACAGACAAAUCAGGAGGAUCUCUGCCCUGGAGCGAGCUGCCGAAAGUGCCAAAAACAGACACGACAGCAUGGGCAGAGGCUCCAGCAUCGCAGAGUCCGAGAGCUCUUUCAAAAUGACGUUCAAGAGGGAGACCAAGGUGCUGAAGACGCUGUCGGUGAUCAUGGGGGUUUUUGUGUGCUGCUGGCUCCCAUUUUUCAUCCUCAACUGCAUGGUGCCCUUCUGCGAGCAGUCGAGCGGAGGGGAGGCUUUUCCCUGCAUCAGCCCCACCACGUUUGACGUGUUUGUGUGGUUCGGCUGGGCUAAUUCCUCCCUCAACCCCAUUAUCUAUGCCUUCAAUGCAGAUUUCCGCAAGGCCUUCUCCAUCCUGCUGGGCUGCCACAGACUGUAUCCAGGAGGCCACAACAUGGAGACGGUCAGUCUAAACAAGAAAUGACUCACAACUCUCUCACAGCACUGACUCAUCCUUAAUGCUAAGAGUCCUAGUUCCUGUAGAAGCCGGUUUGAUCGACUUCAAAUGAGGACGCAGCUGACUCUUAGUGUGACUGAAAGAUACG
Plectropomus leopardus (leopard coralgrouper) is the source of this 1441-nucleotide messenger RNA. The record is from RefSeq and is a predicted model, not a curated record. Lineage: Eukaryota; Metazoa; Chordata; Actinopteri; Perciformes; Serranidae.